UACGUUUCGUCGGUGGAGAGAAAUAUAUGGAUUCAAAAAUUCGAAAGUCAUUCUGGAAAGUAUACGUCACAGAUAUCGUAGAUAUCACGAUGAGCAACGCUCUCUAUGAUAAUUUUGAUUGGCUAACCAAACACAGUUCAACAUGGAGUACGUUGAUACAGUAAAGAACGACGACAAUAACAGUUGUUGCAACUCGUCCCCAUGUUCGGAGCUCGCGUCAAAUCCAAAAUCCAUAGAAAAUUUGGGAACAGACACAAAGAAACUUACAACAGAGCAGGAAAACAACAUCAGUGAAUCACAGGAUACAACAGCAACUGCCUUGCAAGAACCGCCCACGGAGAAUAUAAAUUUUACAGUGAUUUAUAACAAACAGAAGAUUAGCGUGAAUUUUUCUUUAGAUGGUACAGUUGCCGAAUUGAAAACACAUUUGCAGAAAAUUAUCUCAGUACCGCAGGCAAUGCAGAAGGUUAUGUUUAAGGGAUUAGCCAAAGAUGAUCAGACUCUUAGGAAUUUGGGAAUAACAAAAGGUGCCAAAGUCAUGAUAGUUGGAUCUAAGUUAGAUGACGUAUUAGCUAUAUCAAUUCCAACAAAACAAGAUCUCAUCGAUGAAGCUGUUUCUUCGGUGAGCAAAGAACCUCUUUCACAACAGAAAGUGCACAGGAAAGUCUUAGAUAAAGGUAUUCCAGAAGAUGUGAUGCCGGGAAUACUAGAUAGCAAGGAACCUUUACCAGAAUUUCCAUUAGCUGGAAUGUUAAACAAGUCUGGAGGGAAAGUUAGAUUAACAUUUAAAUUGGAGCAAGAUCAACUUUGGAUUGGUACAAAAGAAAGAACAGACAAAAUACCUAUGAAUUCAAUAAAAGGUGUUCAUAGUGAACCUAUUCAUGAUCAUCCCGAAUAUCAUAUUAUGGCAAUACAAUUAGGCACUACAGAAGCAUCAAGAUACUGGAUAUAUUGGGUCCCGGCACAGUACAUAUCUGCUAUUAAAGAUGCUAUUCUUGGCAAGUGGUGUUAUUUCUGAUUGAUUUGCUGGAAAUUUCAAUUUCUGUGAAAGCAAAAUUAAAUCAAUUGUAAACAUUGAUACAAAUGCUGCUGUUCCAUUGACAUAAAAACUGUCAGCUAGUCACACACAUUUUUAACAGUAAGUAAUAUAAUUUAUUUUGAGUUGCAUUAUAUUCAUCGAGAAUAUCCAAUAAACAUAGUCUACCUUGCUAAGAAAAUAAUUUAAGUGACAGUAAGUUUUGAUUUAUUGGGAGAAAAAAUGUAAUCAUACUAUAUAUGCCAAUGUUUUAUAUUUUCAUAGCCAAGAUUUAAGUGUACUCUGAAUUUUCUACACAGCUGAAUGUAAGUUAGACAGUCUUUUACAUGAGAACUGUGAUUAGUGGAACUUCCAUAAUAAUGUGUUGUGAUAAUAUUAUAUGCGUCUUUGAAUAUAUGAUUAAAUUCUUUGUUUUUAUUUUAUCAAAGUGUCGUAUCUAUAGAUUUUUUGAAAUUUGCAAAUUUUAUUCUAAAUUUGUAAAAAUAGAUAAUGUGUGUGUGAGUGUGCAUGUGUAAGAUUGAUAAAACUAUUAUGAAAUAAAAAUGUUAUUUUGAUGUGAAUAUUAUGAUAUAAAAAUUAUGAUUGAAUUAAAA
Molecule: messenger RNA, 1629 nt
Organism: Cataglyphis hispanica
Lineage: Eukaryota; Metazoa; Arthropoda; Insecta; Hymenoptera; Formicidae
Product: ubiquitin domain-containing protein UBFD1-like
Exons: 5
Coding region: 143-1018 (291 amino acids)
Molecular function (GO): cadherin binding; RNA binding
Source: RefSeq, a predicted model, not a curated record